AUGGACUAUGGCCGUGGCCAUGCCCGCGUGAAAUAUGCGGCAGUUGACGCGGCACAUCGAAAACAUGGCAAAGUCGUCCGUAUUGGUUUCAACCAUGUGUCUAUCGCCGAUGAACGGGCUUUGAACGUUGUUUAUGGACACGGAAAUGGGUUCCUCAAGGAUCACUAUUAUGAAGCAUUUGUAGCGCGAACUCCGGGCAUGUUCAAUGUUCGCGACCGAGCCGAACACACGCGCAAGCGGAAGAUUAUAUCGCAUGCCUUCUCUCCCAGGUCAGUUGCUGAGUUUGAGCCGUUUAUGGCGGAAAACCUACUGCGAUGGAUAACACAGCUGGACCGGAUCGCGGCUUCUCAGCCACAAAAUAGUGGGAAGGAGUUUGCUCGGUACAACGCAAUGCCCUGGUUUAGCUACCUUGCUUUUGACAUAAUCGGAGAUUUAGCAUUCGGUUCACCAUUUGGAAUGGUAAACAAGGGCAAAGAUGAGACUGAGACGCAGCUGGUGACUGGAGGACCCAUUUCAUACACCCCGGCAGUCGAUGUGUUGAAUAGACGAGGCGAGAUCUCUUCAACUUUGGGCCUCCUUCCAGCAUUACGUCCAUGGGCCCGAUAUCUCCCCGAUCCAUUUUUCAGCAAGGGCGUAGCGGCCGUGGAGAACCUGACGGGGAUUGCUGUCGCCGCUGUCGGGUCACGACUCGAUGCUGCAGAGAAGGGAAUGGUCGAUUCGCGCAACGAUAUUCUUUCGCGCUUACUACAGGCAAAAGAUGCCAAUGGAAGGCCAAUGGAACGGGAUGAGCUCAUUGCAGAGGCUCUGACACAGCUUAUCGCUGGCUCCGACACAAUAUCUAACACGGCCUGCGGGAUAUUUUACUGGAUCCUGCAUGGAGAACGCAGAGCCCCGGGCACGAUCAUUCCCCGAUUGCAAGAGGAAUUGGACCAAGCAAUUGACCCCGAAGCAAAGAUUGCAUCUUAUUCCGAGAUCAAAGAUCUCCCAUUUCUGCGAAGAUGCAUUGACGAAGCGAUGCGACUUCAUUCUACUUCGGCUAUCGGUCUGCCACGUUUGGUUGCCGAUCAUAGCCCCGGUGUCGAUUUUGAUGGCUUCCACUUUCCCCCUGGAACUGUACUUUCAGUACCCUCGUACACUAUUCAUCAUAUGAAGGAUAUUUGGGGAGACGACGUCGAAGAAUUCAAGCCUGACCGCUGGUUGAACCUGACUGCCAGACAGAAAACCGCAUUCAACCCAUUCUCAUAUGGUCCCCGGGCAUGUGUUGGACAGAACGUCGCCAUUAUGGAGCUGCAGCUGAUUAUUGGAACUUUGUUUUAUCGAUAUGAGUUCGCGUUGUACCAGCCAAUCAUGGAGUCACAUGAAGGAUUCUCGAAGAAGCCCAAGGAGUGCCAUGCAGGCCUUAGACUCAGAAAGUGUAGUUGA
This is a messenger RNA of Penicillium verrucosum, 1422 nucleotides long. RefSeq names its product cytochrome P450. The transcript has 3 exons. The record is from RefSeq and is a predicted model, not a curated record. The coding region runs from base 1 to 1422 and encodes 473 amino acids. Gene Ontology annotation, molecular function: monooxygenase activity; iron ion binding; oxidoreductase activity, acting on paired donors, with incorporation or reduction of molecular oxygen. Lineage: Eukaryota; Fungi; Ascomycota; Eurotiomycetes; Eurotiales; Aspergillaceae.